UUAUUUCCACGUAGCAGCAGACAGGUGGAGGUAUAGCUUUGUAGAAGUGUAAAAUAAGAUGACAUCCUGACCGCGCAUUAUCUGUCUGGUUAGCAUACACGAUUAAAUUCAAUUUAAAUUAAGACGCGCCCGCUCCACUGUAGUGUAAAUGAUAUGCGCAGACAGCUAUAUACUGUAAUCUGUGGAAAACGCACACCCAGCAAGACAGGGCGAUAAAAACACGUCACUGGUCCUGAGCAAGACUGCCUGUUUCCUUCGUUUUCGUGGAACAAAACAACAGUUCAUGUCGUAUAAGUUUCACACGAUAAAAAAUAGACGAUACAGGUAGUUUGCAAUGCAAUGUAUACAGCGACAACCGAAAAAAACCAAAUCGGAGGAAAAUGUUCUGCAAGAGAACAUCAGGAAAGUGGCACGCGAGAAUAGAGAGAGACUAGGGUUACAGGAUGAUGAGGAUCUGCAGUUCCUUCUGAAGGGCAGCAAGCUCCACAAAGUGAAGUCCAGCUCCUGGAAGAAGCUCCGCUUCUACAAGCUGCAGGACGACUGCGAAACCAUCUGGCACGAGUCCAAGAAGUUGCUGAGUAGCCCUGACAAGCACACCUUCUCUAUCCAGGACAUUGAGGAAGUGCGUCCAGGCCGGCAGUCUGAGGGCCUGCAGAAGAACGCCAGAGACUUGCCGGAUGGCUGCUGCUUUUCCAUCUUCUUCAAAGGCCAGAGGAAGAACCUGGAUCUGGUGGCCAGCACCGAGAAGGAGGCUAUGCAGUGGGUCACGGGCCUGAAGAAAGUGAUCAGACUGUCAGACAACCUGAACAGCAAGCAGAAGCAGGAGCACUGGAUUUACAGCUGUCUCCGCAAGGCCGACACGAACAGCGACAGCAAGAUGACAUUCAAGGAGCUCAAGCAGUUCCUGGGCGAGAUCAACAUCAAAAUAGAUGACCUUUACGCAGAGAAGCUUUUUAAUGAAUGCGACAGAUCCCAUUCCAAAAUGCUGGAAGGCCCUGAAAUCGAGGAGUUCUACAAGCGGCUGACCCACAGGAAUGAGAUCGAAGUGAUCUACUCAAAAUAUGCCGGCAGCAAGGGGAAGAUGAGUGUGGAGGAUCUGGAGAACUUCCUGAGGAUGGAGCAGCGUGAAGAUGUGGGGCCGAACGAAGCCAUCGCACUCAUUCAGAAAUACGAGCUGGAUGAAGCUGCAAAAGAAAAGAAGCUGAUGAGCAGAGAUGGCUUCCUGAUGUACCUGCAGUCAAGUGACGGGCUGGUAUUGAACCCCACACACACCCUGGUGUACCAGGACAUGAGCCAGCCUCUCAACCAUUACUUCAUCUCUUCCUCGCACAACACCUACCUGAUGGAGGACCAGCUCAAGGGACCCAGCAGCACCGAGGCCUACGUCAGGGCUCUUACAAAAGGGUGCCGCUGUGUUGAACUGGAUUGCUGGGAUGGACCCAACGGUGAACCUGUGAUCUAUCACGGGUACACCCUCACCUCCAAAAUACUCUUCAAAGACGUCAUCGAGACUGUGAAGGAGUACGCUUUCAAGAAUUCCGAGUACCCAGUGAUCCUGUCCUUGGAGACUCACUGCAGUAUGGACCAGCAGAAGGUGAUGGCCCAUCACAUGAAGACAAUCCUGGGGAGCAUGCUGCUGACCGCACCCCUGGAUGGCAAAAUGCCAACCCACUUCCCUUCCCCUGAGCAGCUGAAGGGGAAGAUCCUGGUGAAGGGGAAAAAGCUGCAGUUGCAGGAUCACAGUAUGACGAGCCCCGAGAGCCUGCAGGGGGAGGAGAAGGAGUCUGUGUCAGAGGAGGAUGAGGCUGCAGACCUGCCAGAGGUGAAGGACAAGCCAAAGAAAUCCAAACUGAAACUGGCCAGGGAGCUCUCGGACUUGGUCGUUUUCUGCAAAAGCGUUCAUUUCCCUGACUUUGAGACCGCCAGGGAGACCCAGGCUUUCUACGAGAUGUCUUCCUUCGGAGAGAGCAAGGCAUUCAAGUUAGCUGAGGAGUCGGCGAAUAGCUUUGUUAUUCACAACACCAGGCAGCUGAGCAGGACCUACCCUAGAGGCACACGGACCGACUCCUCCAAUUACAAUCCUGUAGACUUGUGGAAUGCAGGCUGUCAGAUAGUUGCCUUGAACUUCCAGACCUCUGAUAACAGCAUGGAUCUGAACCAGGGCAAGUUCCAGCAGAAUGGAUUUAGCGGCUACAUUCUCAAACCGAGGUUCAUGCGAGAUGGGCAGACGCAGUUCAACCCCACGUCCAUCACGCAAGGGGAGUGGCUGACUCCCAAGAAACUCCAUGUGAUGAUCAUAUCCGGCCAGCAGCUGCCCAAGGAGAACAAGAAUAAGAACAAUUCCGUUGUGGACCCGCUGGUCCGAAUCGAGAUCUCUGGGGUACCGUGUGACGUGUGUUCAGCGGAGACGGAACACAUUGAAGAUAAUGGGUUUAACCCGAGCUGGAACAAGAACUUCCAGUUUGAUAUCAGUGUCCCGGAGCUGGCCCUCGUCCGCUUUGUGGUGGAAGACCACGAUGUUGCUUCUCGAAAUGACUUUGUGGCGCAGUACACACUACCACUCAUGAGUUUACAGAACGGAUACCGCCACGUUCCUCUACUGACGAAGGAAGGGAACCCCAUUGCUUCCUCCUCCAUCUUCAUACACAUCAUGGUCGUCGACCAGUAGAAACAGCUUCAAACGAAAAACCUUAAAAACCAAAUCCUUUUACAAUCGAGACAUUUUUUAAUUCAUGUUGGGUUUUUUAAAAAAAAGAAAAGAUCAUAUUUUAUGUUAACCCUAGUUUUAUCUUCUGUGAUUGAACAUUUAGAAGUGUCGUCUUUAUUCUUAAUGACACAUUUAAGGAGUUUUUUAGUAUUUUAAUAGUGCUCAUAGCUGGGAUUAUCAAUGCAAUAGAAUGACUUUGGUCAGGGGUGCCGCCGCAGUGAGUUACAAUAAGGAAUACACAGGAAGCUUGCGGCUAGUGAGAUGUAGUUUGUCUUCUUCCAAAUUGUGAAUUGGAAGAGAAAAUGUCUUACACAAAUUAAUUUUGAUUGUCAGUGAUUAAUCAUUAUAGGUUCAUUCAGUUUCAUUUGAUAUUUUUAAACUGUUCAUCUUUCUUACGUUUUACUAAAAAGGGUCUAGGCAACUUCAUCAACCCAUAGAAUCAGUUUUUUGUUUUUUCUACAUUUGAAUUCUGACACUGUCAAAGUGACUCUUGUGCCUACUAGCAUUCGGUGCUUUGGCACUGAAAAAAUCCAAUGUAUAAGGAAACUGCAGCUUUUUGCUGUGUAUUUCAGAUGUGUACGACUGACUAAGAGAAUAAAUUAGGAUCUACAGUGGUAGCCAAAUCCAACUAUUCACCUGUCGCAAACAUGCUGCAACUUGGCAAUUCAGAUUGCAAACCACCAUUGAAUCAUCUGCACUUAAUUAGCAGAACAUGCAUGACAUAAAACAGCAGGGGGCGCUGUGAACUAGAAGACUAAGCUUUAAAAACGAUUGUGCAUUUUGUCAGAGCAGCUAAACUGCACAUGGUUUGGAGUUGUGCUUAAGGGCAUGAUGUUUAAACAGGCCUUUAGUGAAACAGUCGUUUGAUACAAUUUGCAAAAAGAAGUGCCGAGAAGAGCUUGAAGCCUGAAGUGCCUCAGCCGUUCGAGAGAGCGUCCCUCCUGUGUGGUACAGCACAGUCAGUGCCUUUGUUAAACUGUAGAACAACAGUGACACCUGGUGGUGAGAGUACAAUCACUAAUAGAACUGGAAGAUUUUAUAUAUAUAUAUAUAUAUAUAUAUAUAUAUAUAUAUAUAUAUAUAUAUAUAUAUAUAAGAGAUGUGCUGCAGUGUUGGAAAUAUCAGUUGCUAAUUUAAGUAUAAAUUAAAACUGAGCUUGAGAACGAACAAUGGAAGUGUCUGAAUUUGUUCGUUUCAGAGAAACCGCUUGGCUGUGUAUUGAGGUGAAACGGGUAGAAGACUAUGUGCUCCAGGUUGCCAGCCUCGGUCUCCGAACACUAUCCUCCUUUCAGACUCCUGUUUGACAGGGCGGGGUUUGGAUUUCAAAUCAAUCUGUUGUGUAUUUUCUUCCUCAUGCAUUCACAAUGUUUCCAGUAUUUUGAAAAACACUGUUCCUUGUUAUUAAAUAUCUUGACAUACAAA
Acipenser ruthenus (sterlet) is the source of this 4129-nucleotide messenger RNA. RefSeq names its product 1-phosphatidylinositol 4,5-bisphosphate phosphodiesterase delta-1. The record is from RefSeq and is a predicted model, not a curated record. The coding region runs from base 335 to 2668 and encodes 777 amino acids. Gene Ontology annotation, molecular function: calcium ion binding; phosphatidylinositol-4,5-bisphosphate phospholipase C activity. The transcript has 15 exons. Lineage: Eukaryota; Metazoa; Chordata; Actinopteri; Acipenseriformes; Acipenseridae. Gene Ontology annotation, biological process: phosphatidylinositol-mediated signaling; lipid metabolic process.